This is a messenger RNA of Ictalurus furcatus (blue catfish), 2274 nucleotides long. It is a transcript of the gene tcn2, whose product is annotated as transcobalamin II. Gene Ontology annotation, biological process: cobalamin transport. Lineage: Eukaryota; Metazoa; Chordata; Actinopteri; Siluriformes; Ictaluridae. The record is from RefSeq and is a predicted model, not a curated record. Gene Ontology annotation, molecular function: cobalamin binding. Bases 601 to 1905 code for a protein of 434 amino acids. The transcript is spliced from 9 exons.
GUUUUCUUGCAAUUAAAAAAUGUAAAACAACACCAACAACAAAGAAACCGUCACAAAAAAACUUCGGUAUUCCAGUUCCGGGUUAAUCGUGAACAAAUCCACAAUGUAACCACAUAGAAGGACGAGUUGUUUUAAAGUAAAGUUUUGUGAGAGGCAGAUCGUAUAAAAGUUUAAUAUCAAUAAGCGAAUGUCAACAACAACAAAAAAAAAUACUGAAGCGACCUCUAGUCCGUUAGAUGACGUUUGAAGUCCACUUCCGGUUAUAACGUAAACAAACCCAUGUAUUUAUUUAUGUUAUUUUAUUUACUCACUUACACGCGAGAUCGUAUUGAAAUUUAAUAACAACAUUAUUGCAAUUAAAGCGAAGAACCCCCCCAAAAAAACAAGCACUCAUUUGCAUUUCCGCUCUCUUUAACCCCGCCCUUUGUUGUGAUACUUUGUCACGUGACGUACGGGGGGCCCGUACAUUUCAACGUCUAAAUAAAUAGCUGACCCAAAGUUGCUUCGUCCAUUCACGCCACGUUAUUCGUGAAAGGAAGUAAUUGUAAAAAAAAAAAAAAAAAAGUCGGUAAUUUCCUGACUGUAUUAUAAAUCCGUGUCAUGGGUUUAUUUUGUAGCUCAACCCAGAUGAAGAUGAUUUUCUGCGUUAUAGCGGCUCUGUUUGCUCUGACUGUAGCCAAUACAGCAGGCUCAGAUAAUAAAAAUCUCCUGCUCAGGCUGAACCAGGAUCUGCUUCGUUCCACCGAAAAUCAGGAGUCUCUUCCCAACCCGAGCAUACACAUCGCCCUGCGCCUCUCCACCCAGCAUAACCUGAUCAAAGAGGGCCAGUACCUCAACCAGCUCAAGACCAAGUUCCAUGAGGACAUUCAAAGCACUUUAAACACGGGGAAGCCUGUGGUGGGCCGCCUCGCCCUCUACGUGUUGGCGUUAAAAGCUUCCUGCCAUGACCUGAGCAAUGUAUCACUGUUGACGGGUGAGAAGAGCGAACCACUGCUCACACACCUGAAGAAACAGAUGGAGUUGGAGAAGGAGCACAUUGCAAUCAGCGAUCGUCCCCUGACCAACUACUACCAGUACUCUCUGGGCAUUCUGGCUCUGUGUGUAAGCGGAGUGAGAGUGAGCUCUCAUGUCAGCCACAAGCUCACCCAUGCCGCCCUGCACAGCGCAUUCAAACACGGCGACUCCGAAAGUGUGGACACCCUUGCGAUAGCAGGCAUAGCUCUGCAGUGUCUGAAAGAAGCUGAAACCCCGGUUAAAAACAAGAAGGAGUUGGAUGAGGCUCUGGCCACCAUCAAACAGAAGAUUGUGGACUCGGAGCGAGCCGACGGACACUUGGGCAAUGAGUUCAGCACCGGCCUGGCUGUGCAGGCUUUACUGGCAUUGGGCAACAAUGUAAAUGAGUGUUCUAAGUUUAUGAAGGCUCUGUGGACUGAUGUCAGAAAAGGUACCUACCACAAUCCCAUGGCAAUCUCUCAAACCCUCCCUGCUCUCCAGAAACGCUCGUACCUCCACCUGAAGAACAAGGAAUGUCUCAACGAGGACGAUACGCUCGUUCUGGAUCCGGUUCCAGUCGUCCUGCCGACCCUGACGAACGUUCUUCUGCCGGUGGAGUUGGAGGUGGUGAAAGCAGACGGCUCGUCCUUCAGUUAUCAGAUCAACGUUCCCAACGGCACCUCACUCCUCGAGACUCUCACACUGCUCCAGCAGCAGCAGGCGAACUUCAGGUUUGAGACGGAGGACAGUCUGUGGGGGCCGUUCCUUAGUGUACUGAACGGAGAACAGGCACGACAGACCGACCGGAGAUACUGGCAUCUAGCUUCAAACGGACAAGGACUGAGUCAGGGCAUAAAGGACUAUAAGGUUGAAGCAGCUCAGAAGAUCACCAUCAAGAACACAGGCUACUGAUCUGGGUCCAAAACGAGACAAGGGAAUCUUUAAUGAGAAUAAUACUAGUAACUUUUUAGUGCUCAUCUAUCUUUUUUAAUGGAUGUUUAAUACACCGGGUAGUUCCGACCCACUAAUCCCAUUGGUUCGAGCAGCGUUCAAAGAGUGCUGGGACAUUUCACUGUGUGUAUCACACGGCUUGUCUGUGUUCACUACGUACAAUUCCAAUAUUCUAGCAAUAGUUCAUUACACUGAAACUGUUACUACACUUACUAUCAGUCAGUUACCAUCGCGUUACUAUGGUGUUACCAUGGCAACACUCUAUAUCCAGCUGUGGCUUCUUUGGGAACUAUUUUUCUUGAUGAAGCAAAAAUAAACAAAAUACUUGGC